Messenger RNA from Helianthus annuus (common sunflower), 1548 nucleotides. RefSeq lists its product as uncharacterized. The record is from RefSeq and is a predicted model, not a curated record. The transcript has a single exon. Gene Ontology annotation, molecular function: catalytic activity. NCBI's taxonomy places the organism in Eukaryota, Viridiplantae, Streptophyta, Magnoliopsida, Asterales, Asteraceae. Bases 1 to 1548 code for a protein of 515 amino acids.
AUGAAUUGCCUAUCUGUGAAUUUGAGAGGGGUUAGGGGCAACCGUAAAUCAGAUUGGAUUAGGGGUUUGAAAACCAGCUAUGGGAUUCAUUUCCUUGCAAUACAAGAAACGAAAUUACAACAGUCUUCGUCCUUUUUGUUUAGUCAGUACUGGGGUCGAGCCGAAUUCAAGAUUGAUGUGGUUGAUUCGCAAGGAAGAUCAGGUGGUCUUGCAUGCCUUUGGUGCCCUGCGGUUUUCAGGUGUGUCGAUAUUUAUCAUAAUAGAAAUUUUAUUAUUGUUUCGGGUUUCUUGAUUCAGACGGGGUGUAGAUUGAACUUGGUUAAUAUAUAUGCACCUAACGAUGCUAUCAGUAGGAGGGAUGUCUGGUCAAAGAUAUUAGGGUUUAAAAAUUCAUUACAAGGGUUAUGGGUUAUGAUGGGUGACUUUAAUGAUGUACGGGAUGCUAGCGAGAGGAUGAAUUCUGAAUUCAUUGCUUCUAAUGCCGAGGCCUUUAACCAUUUUAUAUUAUCAGCCGGUUUGGUGGAGUACAACAUGGGAGGUGGGAAUUUUACUUAUAUAUCAGACAACGGGAAAAAAUUGAGUAAACUAGAUCGCUUUCUUGUGUACUUGGGUUUUAGAGAAAGAUGGCCCAAUGCAACAGUUGUUGCAUUGGCGAGGGAAGUUUCUGACCACAUGCCUAUUGUUUUAUCCACGAUUCAGUCGGAUUUCGGUCAUAUCGCGUUUAGGUUUUUUAAUUCAUGGUUUGAAUAUUCUGGGUUUCUUGAUUUUGUACUACGGAAAUGUGAGGAAUUUAGUUUCUCGGGGCUGGAGGAUCUCGCUCUUGCAAUCAAAUUAAGAUGGUUAAAGAACAAUAUCAAAUCAUGGCUGAAAUUGGAGAAAGAUAGAAGGGAGGGGAUCUAUGGUGGGAAAAAGGCGAGGUUGGCGUUUAUUGAGAAUCUGGCCGAGGAAAGGGAUCUAGAGGAAGAGGAAUUGGCCGAAAGAGUGGAAUGUAGAAAUUAUGUGGCCGAACAUGACAGGAUCAAGCAGUUGGGUUUACGACAAAAAUCCAUGUCUAAAUGGGUUGUUGACGGUGAUGAGAAUUCUAAUUUCUUUCAUCUUGUGAUCAACUCUAAUAUCAGUACUAAUAGACUGAAUGGUUUGAUGAUUGGUGGAGAGUGGAUAACUUACCCCUUAUCUAUUAAAGAAUCCUUGUAUGAGUUCUUUAAACAUCAGUUUUCUGAGCCAAUGACGGUUAGGCCUGGUAUGGUCUGCUCUGGUAUAGCUACUAUUUCGGGAUCCGAGGCUACUAUGUUGGAACGACCAUUUAUUGUGGAGGAAAUUAAAGCAGCCGUAUGGGAGUGUGAGGGAGAUCGUGCCCCCGGUCCUAACGGUUUUAAUUUUAAGUUCAUUAAAAGAUGUUGGGAGGGUCUCCGGGUUGAUCUUGUCAAAUUGUUUAAUAAGUUCUACGUCGACGGGUCGAUUAAUAAGGGAUGCACAUCAUCCUUCAUUGCUUUGAUCCCAAAAAUCAAAGAUCCUGUUGGACCAGCAAACUUCAGGCCGAAAGUCUGA